AUGUCUGGGAAGAAAAAAUCCCGUCUCAAGUCCAGUACUUUCUCCUUCAAAGACCGAGGUCAAUUAUCCCAUGGGAAGGACUUGGAUGUUCAGUAUGUGACCCACAAAAAGAUUAUGAAGAAAAAUAGGAAAUCAACAUGGGUGGAAUCUUGUGCUGAUCCUCGAUAUGAUACUGGGCCGUCACCUACCUCUAGCCCACACAAAAGAGUUAAGCACCAUCAUGAAGGACCAGAUAGCAUUCCAGGAGAUGUUGAGAGAGAGAUACAGAAAAUCCAAGACGACAAACUAAGGCAGACUCAGAAUGACUUCAUUCACGAAUAUCUCAAUUACCGUGAUUUAUUCCUGGAUGUUAUCCUGGAGUCAGAAGAUUUGGCCAACGAAGGGCUCUGCGAAUGUUGUCAGAGUCAGGAAGGUUUAUUCCGGUGCUUGACUUGCAGUGGUGACCAUGCAUGGUGCCAUGCAUGUAUUCUCGAAGCCCAUAAAUCAUUACCGUUUCAUAAGAUGCAAGAAUGGAACGGAAAAUGCUUCGGUGACACAUCCCUCAUGCAGAUGGGUUAUAUAUGGCAUUUGGGUCAUGGGGGUCGUCCAUGUCCAUCCUCUCAAGGCUCUUGGGAAUGGGAGGAUUUGGAUGUGCAUAUAGACAACCAGGUCGAGGGCACUGGAUCUCAUAUUGCCAGUGAAACAAGUCCACCAACCACUUCCUUAACCAUCGUUCACUCCACUGGAGUAUUUACACACAACAUACUCUGGUGUCAUUGCCCUGGAUCUCUGCAACAAUCCUUGCAGUUGCUCAAAGCAGGAUUAUUUCCAGCCAGUAUAUCCCGGCCUCGAACUGCCUUCACCUUUGAUGCUCUCGACAAUUUUCUCAUUGAUGCCCUUGAAUGCAAGACAUCUGCAUCAAGCUUCUUCCAAAAGCUUCGACGCCUAACUAAUAAUGCUUUCCCAGAUACUGUGCCAGAUCGGUAUCGUGAACUGAUGAGGGUGUCUCGUCAAUGGAGAGAUUUGAUGAAUCGAAAACGUUUUGGAUUUGGACAUAGUUCCUUGAUCAAGCCUGGGCCUGGUAACCUGGCUUUAUUUUGUGCUGCCUGUCCACAGCCUGGAAUUAAUAUGCCACUUCAUUGGCGGCAUAACUGGUUGAUCAUGCAGAGAUAUGUUGUGGAUGGCAACUUCACCGCUCAACAUAUGAAUAUGAGACAACCUCAUCUUGAUGUCUCCCUCUCUGAUGGUCUAGGGUAUAUGGUGACAGAGGCUGGGUACCAGGCUCAUUUGUCAUCGGCUAUGGAGAGUAAGGAUUGGUGGACUUCCAGAAGGGUGAACGGCUGUCAGUGGUGCAUUCAUUUUGCAGAACGUGUAGCCAACUGCACAGGAUUAUCCCUACCUGAACAUAGUCGAGUUUUGGCAGCUGUUGGGGCAGGUCAAGUAGAUGGAGAAAUUCUAGAAACUCUCUGGGCAUCUUUCAAUAAGAUAUCACCAACUGCUCGUUCAAUGAGUCAAUACCACCGGCAGGAAAUUUUGGAUGAUCACAUGCGGGACUCCAAUUGGAAGAAACUAGUUGGACUUGUCAAGACUCUCUUGAAAAAGCAUAAACGAGCCAUCAAGGGAAUUAGCGAUACAAAGCCUCCUUUUGAUGAGCUAACACGCUCAUUGGACGAUGAAAAAAUUGCCAUAUGGGAAAAUGAUGAAAUGAAGGCUAUGGAGGAACGAGGCGAAUAUCUUGACAUUUAUCAGCUCAAGAUUGAUCAAGCCCCUACAAUGGCUGAGAUUCGACUAAGAUUAACUGAAGCAGAGAAUGCCGAAACAGGAAGAUUAGGAACAGUAUCUUGGAUCAUCCAAGGCAUCAAUCUUGAGGAUGCCCAGGAUGGGUUACGAUCAGAGUUUCGUCGACUCCCAUCUGAUGCCACUGCUACCCAGAAGGCUACUCUUGAAGAGAAACGACAGAAAAUAUCAGCUCGUAUAACUGCAUUCCAUGAAACUGCUGAUGCUAUGACAGAGGGAAUAGAGCUGGAAGCAGGUACAGUGCACAAAGAUGAUGCUAGGUUUUGCUGGGCAGAAGAUGAAGAGCAUGACUGGGAGGCUCAUGUUGCUGACCUUGAAGAUGAUUCCGAAUUGGUGGAUGAUGAAAUUUCAGCAGAAGAUAUGGGUCUCUGGAUGCCAUCAUCAGUGCUUCAUGAUCAAGUCACUUCGGCUCAUUUAUUAGCCCUUCAAGCAGAGGAAUUGGAGCUGAGACGGGGUCAAGCCAAUGAUUGCCUUGAAAAAAUUCGGUUGGCUCUUGGUGAUAAGGCUGUCAUCUACCGUCAACACUUUCGAAGCGCUGAUUCUGUGUGGACUGGGACAAGAUCCAAACAAGAAGCUCAACGUUGUCGUAUCAAAAUCGACAAGUAUGUCCGAAGUUAUCAAAGGGCAAGAUCAGCUAUGGAGAGACUUGGCAUGGAUCGAGAAUCUCUAGAAACUGUUUAUCAAGAAAUACUAGCUGAACAGCUUAGUAUUGACAAGGAGGUGACAGAAGAGAAUCGAUUCGGCCAGGGGUCAGACAAACUUGCAUGGUUUUGGAGGGUUAACAACGGAAAGCAGGAUCAAACAGACACUUGGAUGGAUGAAUUCUACAGAGUGAACUGGUUGAAGGCAAAGGCAAGAUGGAACAGGUGGGAGGAGGAGUUAAGUCUGGUUCAACACGAAAUGGGGUGGACAGUCAGUUGGUUCAAAUACCAAGAGGAAAAAUGGCAACUACGAUGGCACCAAGCUACCAAACCUGGUCAUCAACCAUAUGCCCAUAAACAGGUGCUGGUGUGGAAAGCCUUCACAGCAGAAGCUGAGGAAAAAUUCAAGGACAAGCUGCUAAUCAUGAUUUGA
Messenger RNA from Suillus clintonianus, 2850 nucleotides. RefSeq lists its product as uncharacterized. The record is from RefSeq and is a predicted model, not a curated record. The coding region runs from base 1 to 2850 and encodes 949 amino acids. The transcript is spliced from 12 exons. Lineage: Eukaryota; Fungi; Basidiomycota; Agaricomycetes; Boletales; Suillaceae.